This is a messenger RNA of Chanos chanos (milkfish), 2899 nucleotides long. It is a transcript of the gene bsg, whose product is annotated as basigin. Lineage: Eukaryota; Metazoa; Chordata; Actinopteri; Gonorynchiformes; Chanidae. The coding region runs from base 139 to 1314 and encodes 391 amino acids. The record is from RefSeq and is a predicted model, not a curated record. The transcript is spliced from 9 exons.
AUAGAGGACGACGAACUGGUCGAAGUGGAACGGGGACGAUUUCGUCUUCCUUUUCAGUCCGAUUUUUUUUUCUAACUGGUCUACAGACGACCAACUGUCUUGUAAUUUAAACUUAAAUACUCGUAAAGGAGUGUCAGCAUGAAGUCGUUGUGGGGCUUUGCCGUCAUUUUAUUAGUUUUUUCCCAGGCUAGUGCUCGGACAGCGGGCUUCGUCAAAUCGCCCCUGUCCCAGAUGAAGCUGGUGGAGGACAGUGCGGAGCUGCAUUGCGAGGUCAUAGGGAACCCCAUCCCCGAGGUGCAGUGGUGGUUUAUCGAGGGGGAGGAGCCGCAGGAAACCUUCAUCCAGCUGUUUGACGGGGCGCGGGACGACCGCGUCCGGAUCAACGCCACCUACAUCCACCACGCCACCAGCACCUUUCACCUGUUCAACCUCACGCUCAACGACACGGGCGUAUACGAGUGCCGGGCUUCCAACGACCCCGACCGCAACGACCUGAACACCCCGCCCAAAGUCAAGUGGAUCCGCUCGCAAGCUAAUAUUAUAGUGUUCGAAAAGGCUCUGAUCCUGACUGAGCCGACAGAGGUGGUCAAUAAAACCUCCGCGGUUCUGAAAUGCAACCUGACCAACCCGGCGGGCCCAGUGAAAGGCGUGUACUGGACCAAGGAUGGGAAGACCAUCGAGAGCACGGUGUCUGACGUUCCUACGACAUACACGGAGUACAACCUCACAUCCAUUAAUCACCAAGCGGGAGGCAAAUACGCCUGUGUCUUCCAGACUGAGCCCCAGGCAGAGGAAGUAAUUGAAGUCAAAACCCAGCCCCAUGUCUAUGCCAAGAAGGCCUCAGAGCAUGGCAAUGAGAAAGACAAAGGUGUGCUGGAGUGUCUGAGUCACAGUUACCCUCUGCCCACCGACUGGGCCUGGUUCGUGAAGGUGGGCGAUGCUGGCGACAAAGCGCUGAUUGCCAACGGCACCGACAAGUACGAGAUCAAGAGCACUCCAAACAAGACCACCCUGUACAUCAAUGACCUGGACAUUAACCAGGACAUGGGUGUGUACCAGUGCUACGGUAAGAACGACAUGGGCGAAGGCAUCGCCGAAAUCCAGCUGCGCGUCCGCAGCCGCCUGGCUGCCCUCUGGCCCUUCCUCGGCAUCGUCGCCGAAGUCAUCAUCCUCAUCACCAUCAUCUUCAUCUACGAGAAGAGGAGAAAGCCUGAUGAGAUCAAUGACGAUGACGACUCAGGGUCUGCUCCACUGAAGAGCAACGUUGCCACAAACCACAAAGACAAGAAUGUCAGGCAAAGGAAUUCUAACUAAGCAAGCCGAAGUCCUGAUGACUACUAUACUACAGUAAAGAAGAGGAUUAAAUUGCCGCGUAGCACAGUACAUCCUGUGCCCUGCAGUUUGAAAAUGAUUCUGUUUCUUUUGUUUGUUUUUGUUUGUUUUGCUCGAGUGUAAAUGUCCUUAGAGUAUUGAUCAGUUUCUUUUAACCUUUUUCUUUUUUUUCUCUGAUAUUCCUCUCCGUUAGGGCACUGCAGGCAAAUGUGUGUGUGUGUGUUUUUUUGUUUUUUUUUUAAAUAAAAGCCAGGGGGAGGAAUUGGAGAGGGAGAGUGAAGGUGGUGGUGGUGGGUGUUUGAGGGUGGGGGUGGGGGGGCAGGGUCUGAGAGUAUUGCAUGAUUGUGUUAUUGCUGUCAUACACGUGUUAGUGGGGAGAGAGAAAAAAAAAAAAAGGAAACCCUUUGUAACCAUGGGGAACGGCCUGUCGGUGAUGGUUUGUGUGGCUUCCUCCACUGCUUUCCACACAAUUCCUUUAGCCUGUACUAUAACAUCUUUAAAAACAACAAAAAAAAAGAAAACAAAAAAAAAAAAAAGAAAAAGAAAGCAAGCCUCUGUUUGUAUUCUUCACCGUUCUAACGCAUGGGAUGUGCUGCAAAAUGUUUUGAUGUGUCGAGUUCUCUUAGCUGUGUCUCUUCACAGGACUGUAGCAGAAACAGUGAAUGACCGAAAUCAAUGGAGUCUGUGGUCGAAAACCACAGGUCUUCUGAUGGUGGUGGUUUCUCUUUUCUUUUCUUUUCUUUUUUUUCUGUUCUACCUGCAGUCCUUGUUUCCUGUAAGCCUUAAAGUCAAUCCACUACUAAUGUGUGUGCUAUAUUUAACAUAAAGUUGUAGAAAUGUUUUGAAUUAAAUAUUCAAUGCAGCACCCACCUUGGUCCUAAUGUCACGUACGUUUUUUUUCCCCCUCCCCCCAUAUUUUUUUCCCCCAUGAAAGGACGGGAAGGUGUUGGCUGCAUGUGAAUGCGCACUGUUUGAGAUUAGAAUGGCAAAACUGUCCUAUUUUGUCGUUUGCUUACCUAUUUACAUUUCAGUGUCAUAAUUAAAAAAAAAAAAGAUUUUUUUUUUUCUGCUGUUGUUGUUUUAACAAGACUCAACGGUUUCCAUAGCUAAGUAUUCCGCAAUAAUCCUCGUGAAAAGGACCAAUUUUAACGCUAAAGGAGUCAAAUUCCUCUCCACGUCAUCCGAAACCUCGUCUUUUAUCCCAAAAGAAAUAGACACGGAAUUUGGACAUUUUUUUUAAUUUAGACGUUUCUAAUUUUUUACAUUUUAACAGAAGUCCGUGAAAAUUGAUCUAACAUUUAGUGAAGGUUCUUGAUGUGCUUGUUAAUCCUCACCUGUAGAAAAGAUUCAGGAGCCAUACUUUACGAUAAUGUGUUUAGUAUCGUGACUGAAUGCGUGCCAUUUCAAAGUUUUAAGACGUUUGUUGAAGUGUUAAAAAAAGAUGAUAAUAAUAAAAUAAAAACCUCGAUAGAAGUGUAUAAACUUUUUUGCCUUAGCAACAUAGCAAAUCUGAAACACUGUCGUCUGUACGGGCUUGCACAAUCAGAAUAAAAGUUAUUUGAUUUUA